AUGGAUGGCGUCUCACCAUAUCUUCCCCAAGAAAUUGUCAGAAACAUCCUCAAACGACUUCCAGUGAGAUCCCUGAUCCGAUUUCAGUGUGUGUGCAAAGAUUGGAAAAAUCUCAGCAAGACCUCAUCCUUCGUCGAAGAACACCUUCAACACUCCAAUCAUCAAAACCCUUCUCUUCUGUUCCAAAUGAAUGCCAGAGGUGAUCCUUUGCAUCUAUAUUCUCUCGAUCAUGACAUGCAAGUCCUUGAAAUUCAGAACCCUCCUUUGAUCAAUUCCAUGUUUAGUGUUAGGAUCGUAGGUUCCAGCAACGGUUUGAUCUGUGUUGAAGGUUCUAAUUUUAGUGUAGUUCAUUCGCUUUUCUUAUGGAAUCUUGCGAUUAGAGAAGUCAGACGAGUGCCCAACAAUGUUUAUGAUUUUGAGGGUGAUCUAUAUAUAGGAUUUGGAUUCAGUCCAAUUGUUAAUGAUUACAAGAUAUUGAGAGCUUGUGCUCCUAUUUCUGACGAUCAUAAUGAGAUUAAUCGAGUGGAAGUCUAUUCAUUAAGCUCAGGAAGAUGGGGGAAUAUAGAAUUUGGGAACUUAAAGGGCAUAAAUCUUUAUUCUGAAACAGUCACUGCUAAUGGAGCUAUGUUUUGGCUCGGGUCACAGAUAGAGGAUGAAGAUGAUUUGUUAGUUUCAUUUGACAUGGCGAUGGAAGUAUUUACAUUGAUACCAAUGCCUGCAUUAGACUCUGGUUCAGAUUAUAAUCUCGCGGUAUAUGAGAACAAACUUGCUUUGCUUUCUUACACUGUGGUUGGAAACUCUGGAUUUUGUUUGAUUGAUUUGUGGGUGAUGGAUGAUGGUAGAGAUUGGAAUAAGAAAUAUUCUAUAAGCACCUUUUCAAGUGUGUUUGAUCCAUCAUGUAUUUGGAGGAAUGAAAUUGUAUGCAAUGUUGAUGAAAUGCAUGGAUUUAUUUCUGAAUUUGAACCACAUGGAGUGACAAGUGUUUUGUCUCUGUUAAAUCUGGGAACUAACAAAUUGAGGGAGAUUGCUACCCGCAGAUGUGGCAAUAAGUUUUCAGUUAUUUUCAAUCAUGCAGAAAGCAUUGUACCGAUUGGCAAUAUUCGCAUUGAAGAACCUUGA
Molecule: messenger RNA, 1119 nt
Organism: Prosopis cineraria
Lineage: Eukaryota; Viridiplantae; Streptophyta; Magnoliopsida; Fabales; Fabaceae
Product: F-box/kelch-repeat protein At3g06240-like
Exons: 1
Coding region: 1-1119 (372 amino acids)
Molecular function (GO): protein binding
Source: RefSeq, a predicted model, not a curated record